UUAAAAGCAUCGCUGGUUGUGGUGAAGGUCCCAUUUCUAUGGAGUGCUUAUUAUAGAUUCUGCCCUUUGGCCCCUGUAAGGGCAGGGGGCCGCACUAAGGAGUGUUUGUGUGAUACAGUAUUAACUUCUGAGGUCAAAGUAGAGCUGCUCUGGAGUUAUGAGCAGAAGUGUGUUUGUUCCGCUGAGGGGAACCGACUGGGAGGCUUGAAAUCAAGUGAAAUGUUACACAUGAUAUUGAAUCAACAUGAUGAUGAACAGAAACAGAAAUCGCAUGUGAGUGGAACAAAGCCAUGAAACAACAAAGCAGGAACAUCAGAGCUCAAACUUGAGGAGGCGGUGACACAGAGUCCAGACAGACCUGGGUUGAGACCGUCUGAGACCCGGAGGCUCGUGUGGACGUGUUUUUGUUUUUUUUACAGUGCAGUCGGAUCCAGAGCAGCCAGAGGAUCCAGAGCAGCGGUGACUCCUGACCGCCUGGACCGACACACCGCGCCCCGGCAGCCGGAGCCUGAGUCCCGCAGUGUGCGUGUCGUCGUUCAGUGGGAGGCUGGUGGGAGGCUGGUGGGAGGCGGUGGGAGGGCUCCGCCGUGUUUUCUGUGGAGCGGAGGCAGAAAGCAGAGCAGCCGCGCCGCCCACUCCUCCGGGGCGCAGCGCGCAUCGACGAUUUCGCAACCGCCGCCGCUGCCCCGUUUAAAUGCGCGGAGGAGCGGCGCGGAGCAGACACCCGCACUAACCCCGCAGACACGCACCCUGAGCCCCGCAGACUGGAACUAACAGCAAGGGAACAGACGAGCAGCUUCUCCUCACCCGCUGCGACAAGCAACCGCAUCCCGGACCCGUCUAUCACCUGGUCGCACGGAGAGAAGACCUCCAUCACACUGUGAUGGACGACCCCGCUGACGCCACAGGGCUGUGAACUCGUCGACGCUGGAGUCAAACCUCAGCUGUUCUUUCCUCACUUCACGUGGAGCCGUGGGACGUUUCUACUAGAUCUGUUUGUCUGUGACUCAACGUUCACUUCAAUUAUCUGCUGGUGAAGAUCACAAGGGACCAACGUUUUCCUGAAAAUGGAGACACUUUCCCAGGAUUCCAUUCUGGAGUGCCAGAUCUGCUUCAACUACUACAGCCCCCGGCGGCGGCCCAAGCUCCUGGAUUGCCGACACACGUGCUGCUCGGUGUGUCUGACCCAGAUGCGCAGCACCCAGAAGGAGAUUCGCUGUCCUUGGUGUCGCGGCGUCACCAAGCUGCCGCCGGGGCUGUCCGUCUCCCAGCUCCCAGACGACCCGGACAUCAUCACGGUCAUCGCCAUCCCUCACGCCUCGGAGCACACGCCCGUCUUCAUCCGCCUGCCCAGCAACGGCUGCUACAUGCUGCCCCUGCCCCUCGCCAAGGAGCGGGGGCUCGGCCUGCCGGGGGAGCUGGGCUGUCGCUUCCUGCCCGGCGGCCACCAGAAGGGGGUCACGGUGGUGACCAUGCCCGAGCAGCAGCCUCUGGGCCUGGCUAUGGGUCUCGAGGCCGUGGGGCUGGACGGCGGCGACAUGGAGAGGAGAGUCACCGGCCCGGUGGGAGGAGCCGGGAAGGGCUCCACGUGGUCCGGCGUGUGCACGGUAAUCCUGGUGGCCUGCGUGCUGCUCUUCCUCCUGGGCAUCGUGCUGCACAACAUGUCCUGCAUCUCCAAACGCUUCACGGUCAUCUCCUGCGGCUGAGGGCGGGGGGGGGAGGCUGCUCGGACUGACGCAGGACCCCCAAAACCCCCCCCCACCCACCCACCCACCCUGGAUUCCCCCACCGGCCGUGUGCGUCUCCUCGAGGCUGGAGACCGGAAUGAACUCACAUCCCGGGCGUCCGAGGAAACUACAGAGCGAAGCAGAGGGAUUCAGGAGAAGAGGAGAAUCUCAACGGUCCUUGUUUCUCGAGACUAAAUGGAAAUAUACAUUGGAAACAUUUUUGAAAGAACGCUUGAGGAAGUACUUCGAACCUGGUUCUGGUCAGCUGAUUGGUUUCCCUCCCGGCUGAUUGGUUGUGUCUGAGCCAGUUGGAUUGCCUGUUUAGUCUGUGGUCUGUAGAAGUCCAUCAGUUGUCGUCGUGUUGUGUAGAUGAGUGUAGGUUCUGAGCUGGAGCUGCAGACCAGAGAGUCCGGACCUGGCCGCUCUCUGGUCUCCGCUGCUGCAGGAACGAACCCGGCAGGAUCCACAUUCGGCCCCAACUGAAAACUGUGAAUCCCUGAAAAGAAAGAAAAAACAAAUCGACACAGCUUUUUACUUUAUCUCUGUUUGUUUCGUACAGAAUCUGUUUCUUACUCAGAACGAUUCCACGGAGUCAGAAACAGGUUCGUCAAAAAGUACAGUGGAUUGUGGAUUGUAAUGUUGGCACGUGCCCGAGUAUCAUAAAGACACAGGGUUUGGGUUUGAGAUAUAUGAAUCAGAUCAAGUGUGUGUUGGUAAAUGAUUGAUAAAAGGAAAAACUGGCAAUUCCAGCGGCGCAGUUAAAUUAAUAUAUUUGUCUGCUUGAAAAAAACUUCAAAAAUGAUGAUGAACAGACGUGCAGGAUGCUAACCGCCAAAAAUCCACAGGCUGUCGAACAAAGAAAUGUCUCAAAAUACUUACAAUUGGUGAACUUGCAACAAUUUAAAAAAGAAACGUUCGACACAAACCACAACUUUACAAUUUUACAUUUUUAAAAUAGUUCCGAAAUGAAAUGCGUGCACAUUUUAGCACAUUUGAUAUUUAAUCCGUUUCCCCUUGCUUUCUGUCUUAAAGCUAAGCUAAGCUAAUAGCUCAGAAUUGAAUGCACAUGUGCUGCUGUUUUUCUUAUUUGAACUUGUUGCGAGAAAAGCCAAUAAACCAAAAUGUCAAGAAUAUUCCUUAAAGGUUCAGUGUGUCAGUGUCACCACUAGAUGUCACUACAUUCUACACACUGAACCUUUCAAAGUAAAACGAAGCUAAAUUUGACACAGACAAAUUUGCUUUCACAUUUGUCGUACUUUUCGUCCGUUUUUGUGAUUUCCCACGAUUUCGUAUUUGACCUCUUUCGCACCGGUCGUCCUCUGAAGCCUCCGUCAGCCGCCCGCACACCUUCGACUCCUCAUCUCAACACCCCCCUUCGUUUAGGAAACUGCAGGAUACAUGGGCUCAGCAGUGCGGUGGUUUGUGUCGGUGUGUGCGAGCAGCGGGUCCGCGGCGGGUCGGGAGUGGGCGGGCGCUGCGGUUAACGACGGACAUAUUGAUUGAUCUGGUUUCGAACCUCUCGUGCACAGGGGUGGACGUGUGCGUUGUGUUUUCACUCUCACGUGUCGACCAACACUUUGUUUACAGCGUGGUUGUACAGCGUUAACAAACAGGGUGAACUCUUUUGUACAGCAGCCUCGUCGUGUACAGAACGAUUGUAAUUUUUCUCUGAUGAUUUUGUCUCUUCGUGGACGUGUGUCCUCCGAUGGGAGACAAGUGAGCACACUUCAGGGCGCUCGGCGUCGCCGUGACGCCAGUGACACCACGCGAGGAAAGACGGUUUUAAAAAGUGUUUAAAUAAACUGCACCAAAAUGUUAUAAAUAACUACUGACACUUGUUCAUUGAAAAAUAACUUUUCUUCUCUUUUUGAUAUUGUUCUGCUCGUUUCUUUUCAUGGACUUUGAUUUUCCACAUGAAUUUCACCUUCUUAAAAAGUUUCUCCGCUCAAAAAUAUUAGUCCUCGAUUUUGUUAAAGUUUGGUUUAAUAUGAUUUGACUCGACAUCCCGCGACAUCUUUCAAAAUAAAACUAUCUGCCGCCAAAGCAGAUUCUGACGUUGUCACACCGGAGAGUCUGAAUCAAGCUUCAUGUGUUUGUCCCAUAGUUUCAUUCUGAUCAACCUCCUGUGUUUUCACUCUGCAAACCAACAGACCCACGGUUCAGUUGGAUCCAGACCCGGAUCUCUUCUGGUCUGAGGAACCUUUCACACCUGAGGUUCAGGGUCUGAAGCUCGGAACCAAACAAGGUGUGAACGAGUCCUGAGAAAAUCCUCUUCACACACAGAAGAGUCUGGGAUCUUAUUAAAUUAAGAAUUUAUAUAUUAAUCCAUUUUUGCAGCUGGAAGUUUCCCUGCACAUGGAUUUUGAAAAGGCGUUUGAGCCACGACUCUGCAGCUGCAGCCGGUGGAGUUCAGCUGCUGCUGUUGCUAUGAGACUCCGUCGAGAGCCCGUUUGAAGUCGGGCGCUCCGCUGCCGAAAGUUGAAAUAUUUUUAGCUCCUGGCGCAGCGAGCUCGAAAAACAUGAUUUCUCAGCAAUUGAGGUUGAAGUGUUUUUUUUUCUUCCGGCUCGGUUUCCACCCAAUAUAACUCGCAGAUAAAGGAAAAUUCUUUCAAAAUAAAAGAUUCAUGAAUAUUCUUUUUGGAUCUCUCGUGGUGUGACAUGUCAGUUUUUAAUAAAACAUUCUUCGUCUUAAACGACGUCUUUAUUAAUGCUUUGAUAAUGUUUUAUAGUUCUAUAAUAAGCCAUUUAAGUGAUUUUAGGUUCUCAGGUUGAGGAAGGUUUUACCUGGUGGUCAUCAUCCUCUAUCAUGUCAGUUCAUAAUAAUGAUUGCACUGCCUACCUGGCAACCCGACACAUCAUUAAUGUGACAUUAUUGAUCUGUAAAGUUUUAAUUAAUGUUCAUUGAUAAGCCGUUAAUUACUACAAACCCCUUAUGAGCAAUACACACAUUUAAUCAAUGCUUUACAACACGUCACUGUAUUGUAAUGUAUUUAUUAAUGCUGAGUAUUUGUGCAAAACUAUAAUAACAAUCUGCCAUCAAGACAUUUUAUUCUGUCAUCCAUUAUUUAAACAUCAGCCUCCACUUGGAAAACUGUUGUAACACAUUUAAAAAUGUGUUUUCAUGGGAUUCAACGACAGACGUUUAGAGACACCUGCCUGAUGUUGGGAUUCAAUCUGUGAUGCUCACAACCCUGAAAUAUAUUAAAGAAGUUGAUAUUGAUAUUACAAUUUGAUAUUGAAACUCAACGACCAGGACAAAUAAAACCAGAACCGAUAAAUCCAACGCUGUACGAGAAAGUUCAGAAGCAGUGAAGAUGUGAACACCUUUAAAGAUCGGGUUGGUAAUUUCUGAAAACACUUAUUUGCUGAGAUCCUCUUCACGUCUCAAUAAAUAAAGUCGUCUGAAAUAAUAAGCAUUUAAUUAAAUGUGAGAAAUUGGAGCAGAACUGGAUCCAAACCCACCACAGCUAUUUAAACCAGUCUCAGUGUUCAAUAAACCAAAUUUAAGUCGUUUACCUUCAUGAAUAAGACACGUUAUAUGAUGCAAUAGAUUAUGGGGCUAAUAUAUGGGGCUAUUAUCUUAUAUUGUUUGUAUUUGUGUGAUUUUACCAUUGAAUGAAGGCAAAAGCUGUAAAAUUCUGUUAUGCACCAAAGGAAUUAAGGGAUAAAGUUGGAUUUUUCUGUGCAACAUCAAACACUUCAGAGAUCAGCGAAGGUUAAUGUUCGACAUCCUCUUCAUCCUCUGAGUCACAACAUCUGUAAAACCUCUGUCCUCUGUCGUAGCUGUUUUAUAAAUUCAGAAAACUGUCCUGUUGGAAAUUUUUUUUACGGAAACUUAACGAUGACUAGAAGAAGAAGAAGAAGAAAAAGGAAAGAGGAGGUAGAGCGGAGGUUUGUCGUUUCUGUGCCUGUGUGUUCGUGAAGCUGUUCCAGUUCCUGUUGUAGUUCCCUGCUCACGUCGGCUCCGGCGACUCGAGCAGCAGCUGUUUUUGAUGAACCAUUAAAGCAAACUGCUCUGGAUCUGAAA
Messenger RNA from Hippoglossus stenolepis (Pacific halibut), 5754 nucleotides. It is a transcript of the gene rnf152, whose product is annotated as ring finger protein 152. The transcript is spliced from 3 exons. The record is from RefSeq and is a predicted model, not a curated record. Bases 1068 to 1706 code for a protein of 212 amino acids. NCBI's taxonomy places the organism in Eukaryota, Metazoa, Chordata, Actinopteri, Pleuronectiformes, Pleuronectidae. Gene Ontology annotation, molecular function: ubiquitin protein ligase activity. Gene Ontology annotation, cellular component: lysosome. Gene Ontology annotation, biological process: negative regulation of TORC1 signaling; protein polyubiquitination; positive regulation of autophagy.